CGGAUUAAGUGGCCCCCAGCCAGCAAGAGGAGCGAGUGGCAGCAGUUUGACAAGGAUGUGUCAAACAUCAUCCAGGCCACAGCCAAAGGAGACGCAGACAGCCGACUCACAUCAAUGACCACCAUCAUCAUCAGCUAUGCCUCAGAAAGAUUUGGGCAGGUGGACAAAGGAAAAUCAAAACCCACUUCCUACACAAUGAGCCGAAGGGCCACCCGGAUAUAUCAUCUGCGCCAGGAGCUUCGUACCCUCAAGAAGCAGUACAAGGCUGCAACUGAGGAGGAGGAGCAACCCUUAGCGGAACUGAAAAACAUCCUGCGCAAGAAGCUGAUGACUCUUCGCAGAGCAGAAUGGCACCGGAGACGGGAGAGGGAGAGGGAAAGGAAGCGGGCGGCUUUCAUCACCAACCCCUUUGGCCUUACCAAACAACUGCUAGGGGACAAGCGCAGUGGCCGGCUUGAGUGCUCUAUAGAGCAAGUAAACCGCUUCCUCCAGGACACUGUGAGCGACCCUGUGAGAGACCUGGAACUGAAGCCCAACAAAGCUCUCAUCAGCCCAGAUCCCCCAACAACAGAGUUCAACCUGAAGGAGCCAAGCCUGAAGGAGGUUGAGGAGGUUGUCAAGGCGGCCCACUCUGCGUCAGCACCAGGCCCCAGUGGAAUUCCUUAUCUGGUCUACAAGCGCUGCCCGGAGCUUCUACGGCACCUGUGGAGGAUCCUGAAGGUGAUUUGGAGAAGGGGAAAAGCGGCCGACCAGUGGAGGCAUGCUGAGGGAGUUUGGAUCCCCAAAGAGGAGAACUCACGAGACAUGAGUGAUCAGUUUCGAUCCAUCCCCCUGCUGAGCGUGGAAGGGAAGGUGUUUUUUAGCAUCGUCUCACGAAGACUGACCGAGUUCCUCCUCAAGAACAGCUAUAUUGACCCAUCAGUUCAGAAGGGAGGGAUCUCUGCUCCUGGCUGCUUGGAACACACUGGGGUCAUCACGCAACUCAUCAGAGAGGCCCAUGAGAACAAAGGCGACCUAGCUGUGUUGUGGUUGGACCUGGCCAACGCCUACGGGUCCAUACCACACAAGCUGGUUGAGCUCGCUCUCCACCUCCACCAUGUUCCCAGUAAGAUCAAGGACCUCAUCCUGGAUUAUUAUAAUAACUUCAGGAUGAGAGUUACUUCUGGGUCAGAGACAUCGGACUGGCAUCGCAUUGGGAAAGGGAUAAUUACAGGCUGCACCAUCUCUGUUGUCCUCUUCUCCCUAGCCAUGAACAUGGUGGUCAAGUCAGCUGAGAUGGAAUGCAGAGGGCCCCUGACCAAGUCAGGUGUACGACAGCCCCCCAUCAGAGCCUAUAUGGAUGACCUCACCGUAACAACCAUGUCGGUCCCGGGGUGCAGGUGGAUCCUGCAAGGGCUCCAAAAGCUCAUCACCUGGGCAAGGAUGAGCUUCAAGCCCUCCAAAUCACGAUCCAUGGUGCUGAAGAAGGGGAAGGUGAGUGACAAGUUCCGCUUUUCCAUCUCAGGAACUGUCAUCCCAACCAUCACGGAGCAACCCAUGAAGAGUUUGGGGAAACUCUUCGACUCCACCCUGAAGGACUCAGCAGCCAUCCAGAAGGCCAGCUUAGAACUUGGAACCUGGCUCACCAAGGUAGACAAGUCUGGCCUGCCUGGUAGGUUUAAAGCCUGGAUCUACCAGCAUUCAAUCCUGCCCUGCAUCCUGUGGCCCCUGUUGAUUUAUGCAGUCCCAAUAACAGCAGUUGAGUCCCUAGAGAGGAAGAUCAGUGGCUUUCUUCGAAAGUGGCUUGGACUUCCUCGCAGCCUUACCAGUGCUGCCCUGUACGGAACGAGUAACAUCCUGCAGCUUCCUCUCAGUGGUCUCACAGAAGAGUUCAUGGUGGCACGCACCAGAGACGUUCUACAGUACAGGGACUCAAAGGACUGCAAAGUGUCAGCAGCCGGCAUCGAGGUGAGGACAGGAAGGAAGUGGAAGGCAUGGGAAGCAGUGGAGCUGGCAGAGUCACGCCUAAGACAGAAGGCAUUGGUAGGCACUGUGGCAACAGGCAGAGCAGGCUUGGGUUACUUCCCAAAGAUCCUCAUCAGCCAGGCCCAUGGGAAGGAAAGGCACCACCUGAUCCAGGAGGAAGUCAGAGCGGGUGUGGAGGAAGAGUGGGUGAGCAGGGCAGUAGGACUGUAUGCUCUGCCAAGUCCAGCGAACCUCCAUGUGUGGGGGAAAAGUGAGACACCUUCCUGCCCACUGUGCUCUGGUAGAGGCUCUUUAGAACACCUCCUCAGUGGCUGCCCAAAGGCUCUGGCAGAUGGUCGCUAUCACUGGCGCCAUGACCAGGUGCUUAAGGCAGUCGCUGAGAGCAUAGCCUCAGCCAUCAGCUCUAGCAAGAACCAUCAUGCUCCAAAGAAGGCAAUCUCCUUUGUUAAAGCUGGAGAAAAACCCAGAGCAAACCAACAUGCGACAUCAGGACUACUCCACACAGCAGCUGACUGGCAGUUGCAGGUUGACCUGGGUAGGCAGCUGAGGUUCCCCCAGCACAUCGCAACAACAUUCCUUCACCCAGAUAUGAUCAUGACCUCUCAGUCUUCGAAACAGCUGAUCAUACUGGAGGUGACAGUGCCCUGGGAAGAAAACAUCGAGGAGGCCAAUGAGAGGAAGAGGGCUAAGUACCAGGAACUGGUGGAGGAGUGCAGGGAGGGAGGCUGGAAGAUGGUCUACGAGCCCAUAGAGGUAGGCUGCAGGGGAUUUGCAGGGCGGUCUCUGUGCAAGGUCCUCAGCUGCCUGGGCAUCGUAGGAGCGGCAAAGAAGAGGGCCAUCAAGUCCGCAAGCGAAGCCGCCGAAAAGGCCACCAGGUGGCUUUGGGUGAAGAGGGCAGAUCCGUGGGCUGCUACUGGGAUGCAAGUCGGGGCUUGAUCACCCCCGGCUGGG
Molecule: messenger RNA, 2916 nt
Organism: Thalassophryne amazonica
Lineage: Eukaryota; Metazoa; Chordata; Actinopteri; Batrachoidiformes; Batrachoididae
Source: RefSeq, a predicted model, not a curated record